Molecule: messenger RNA, 747 nt
Organism: Soboliphyme baturini
Lineage: Eukaryota; Metazoa; Nematoda; Enoplea; Dioctophymatida; Soboliphymatidae
Source: the annotation of a GenBank genome assembly
AUGAGCACAAAAGCAAUUCAGAAGCUGCUUCGCGGGGUGCUGACCUAUCGAAGCAAGGAGAAGGCGGCACUGCUGCAGAAGCUGAAAGAAAUUCAGAAAAAUCCAAACCCGUUGGCAGUGGUUGUAUCUUGCAUGGACGGACGUGUGUUGAACAGGAAACUGAUGCAGUCAGACGUCGGCGACCUAUACCUGGUGAAAAACCCAUCAAACAUGGUGCCUGCCAUGCGCGGAAACGACGUGAACCAGGCAGCCGUUGCGGCUGUAGCUGCAUUGCAGAUGACCACCGUACUCGGUGGUAUUCGCGACAUCAUCGUGUUUGGCCACGGCAACUGUUCGGCGAUAAGUGCCAUGUACCAGCUGUUUAAAGAAAACAAGCCAUUAGACCACAGUUCGCCCGUUGAUCUCUGGCUUCGGGGUAACGCGGCGUCGAGCUGGGAACGUUUCCAGAAGUUCAUGAACAAUCGCCAACCAUUGCACUACAUGCAGACCAGCGAUCAGCUCAGCAUCGAAGUGCAUAUCGACGUUGAACGGAUGCUGGACGAGAAAGACACACUGUCACAGAUCCACUGUCUACAGCAACUGGAAAAUAUAGCUUCGUAUCCGAUCAUCAGAGACCCGUUAGAAAGUGGAAAGGUCAAGAUACAUGCAAUGUGGUUCAACAUCUACACCGGUGAAGUUAGCCUGUUCAGCCGAAAGAAUAAGAAGUUUGUCGUCGUUACUGAGGAUACGAUCAACAGUGUCGACUAG